AUGGGUGGCUUUGGAGCCCAACUUCGAAGAAAGCAGUUCAUCCUCCUGGGUCUCUUUCUUCUGCAAAUUCAGAGUCUGGGUCUGGACAUCGAUAGUCGUCCUACAACCGAAGUCUGUGCCACGCACACAAUUUCACCAGGACCCAAAGGAGAUGAUGGUGAGAAAGGAGAUCCGGGAGAGGUGGGAAAGCAUGGCAAAGUGGGACGCAUGGGGCCAAAAGGAAUUAAAGGAGAACUGGGUGAUAUAGGAGACCAAGGCAACAUUGGCAAGACUGGGCCCUUUGGCAAGAAGGGUGACAAAGGGGAAAAGGGUUUGCCUGGGAUACCUGGAGGAAAAGGCAAAGCAGGUACUGUCUGUGAUUGUGGAAGGUACCGAAAAGUUGUUGGACAACUGGAUAUCAGUGUGGCUCGCCUCAAGACAUCGAUGAAGUUCGUCAAGAAUGUCAUAGCAGGGAUUAGGGAAACGGAAGAGAAAUUCUACUACAUCGUGCAGGAGGAGAAGAACUACAGGGAAUCCCUGACCCAUUGCCGGAUACGGGGUGGCAUGCUAGCCAUGCCCAAGGAUGAAGCUGCCAACACGCUCCUGGCUGACUACGUCUCCAAGAGUGGCUUUUUCCGGGUGUUCAUUGGAGUGAAUGACCUCGAGAGGGAGGGUCAGUAUGUGUUCACGGACAACACUCCACUGCAGAACUACAGCAACUGGAAGGAGGGGGAGCCCAGUGACCCCUAUGGUCACGAAGACUGUGUGGAAAUGCUGAGCUCGGGCAGGUGGAAUGACACUGAGUGCCAUCUGACCAUGUACUUUGUCUGUGAGUUUAUCAAGAAGAAAAAGUAA
This is a messenger RNA of Hippopotamus amphibius kiboko, 834 nucleotides long. It is a transcript of the gene COLEC10, whose product is annotated as collectin subfamily member 10. The transcript has 6 exons. Bases 1 to 834 code for a protein of 277 amino acids. The record is from RefSeq and is a predicted model, not a curated record. Lineage: Eukaryota; Metazoa; Chordata; Mammalia; Artiodactyla; Hippopotamidae.